AUGACUCUCUCUGUACGUGGCCUAGCUGGGGCGAGUAUUGGCGCAUUGGGUGCGCUCAAUGGUUACUGGGGUCAAAAGUCGAACCACGCACUGCGAGCCUACUGUGAUGGUGGAAUCAGCUCUAUUACCCUCGGCUUCAUCAACUCGGCCCCUGAGCAUGACCCGUCCACACUCGAAUAUCCCGGUAUCAACUUUUCCUCACACUGCUGGGCAGAGGCCUUUACGGACGCGAACCACGUCGCUUCGCCUCUUUACAGCCAUUACCAGAGCCUGAAGACCGAUAUCCCAUAUUGCCAGUCCAAAGGUGUCAAGGUCAUUCUCAGUAUCGGUGGCAUGUACAGUUUCAAGAACGAUUACAGGGUCUCGUCAACAACCAAGGGCGAACAGUUUGCCGAGAAAGUGUACCAGAUCUUUGGUCCCUACAACCCGGCGGCCAAUGUCGCCCGGCCCUUCGACUCCGACAAUCAGCACGUGGCAGUUGACGGCUUCGACUUUGAUCUUGAAAUCGACCUCGAUAACAAGCCCUACAUCGCUAUGAUUAACAAGCUUCGAACCCUGGACAAGUCUCUCAUUAUCACCGCUGCCCCGCAAUGCCCCUUGUCCACGACCCCUAACGAUAUGAUGGAUAUCCUCAAGGAGACAUCUUUGGACGCGCUCUUUAUUCAGUUCUACAACAACCCCGUCUGUGACUACGUCACCGAUGGGAAAGGCGAUAAGUUCAACCUUGACGAAUGGGUCACCUUUAUGGCGAAGAGCAGAAAGAGCCAAACUGCGAAGCUCUAUGUCGGCCUUCCUGGCGGCCCGACGUCGGACUCCGCUACUUCUGGUUACAUAACGCCUGACCAAGUUAAGGACCUGGUGUGCAAGUACAGCACCAGAACGCCGCACUGGGGUGGUAUCUCAAUUUGGGAUCUGGACACUGCCGCCGCCAAUAUCAUCGGGGGCAAGGACUACAGCCAGCACGUUGCCGAAGCUCUCAAGUACGGCUGCGGACCUGUUCCCACGACCACCAGCACGACCGUCUCGUCUACCAAGACUUCGUCUAGCUCGACUACCAAGGGUAGCUCGACGACAGCCAGCAGCUCCACUACGCCUAGCUCGACCACCAGCAGCACCUCCAAGGUUAGCUCGACCGCCAUCAGCACUUCUCUGGCCAGCUCCACCAUUGUUAGCAGCGCCACCGAGUCCAGCUCUAGCAGCUCUACCAAGGCCACCUCCAGCACCGCCAAGGCCACCCCCGUCAUCACCGCGGACGUUACCACUUCUCCUUCCGUCCCGACCUCCACGCCGGUGACCAGCAUCGUGUCCAGCACGACCAAGUGGUCCAAUUCGACCAUCACCUCGGGCACUGUCUCCAAGACGAUGAGCACGGUCUACACCACGUCGGUGCACACCGUGACCAAGUGCCUUCCCUACGUGACCAACUGCCCCACUGGCGGCUAUGUCACGACUGAGACGAUCCCGCUCUACACCACCGUCUGCCCCAUCACGGAGACGCCCAAGCUUCCCAAGCCGUCUCAGACCAUGACCUCGGCGGCGUGGACCACGAGCACCGUCUACACCACCAAGGUCCACACCGUCACGGCCUGCCCGCCUCAGGUCACCAACUGCCCCGUCGGCCGUGUCACCACCGAGACCAUCCCGUGGUACACGACUGUCUGCCCCGUCACGGAGAUGGAGACAGGCAAGGUGCCGCAGCCCACUCCCAGCGUGCCCGGUGGCGUCAACCCGCCCUCGGUGGAAAGCACCUCCACCACGUCCACCAUCAUCGAGACGGUCACCAUUUCCGCCAAUCAGCCCACCGGCGUGACGCCCAAGCCGAGCUGCUCCGGCCCCGGCUGCCCCGACGUCUCAUCUGGCGUGGCGUUGCCCACACUGAGCUGGGCCACCGCCGCAGUUGCCCUCACCACCCCCGGCGGCCCCUCGGCCGUGGCCAGCAACCCCGUUCAAGCCGGCGCCUCCACACUGGCCAUCAGCCUGAGCGGACUGGUCACCAUGGUCGCAUUCCAGGUGUUUGCUCUGUAA
Messenger RNA from Purpureocillium lilacinum, 2025 nucleotides. NCBI's taxonomy places the organism in Eukaryota, Fungi, Ascomycota, Sordariomycetes, Hypocreales, Ophiocordycipitaceae. The record is from RefSeq and is a predicted model, not a curated record.